AUGCCAACUGGUACACUUGAAGUAAUCAUUGUCGAAGGACGUCAUCUGAAAGAUCGAGACCUUAUCGGACAAAACGAUGCGUAUGUUGAAAUCUAUUUGGACAAAAAGUACAAACAACGCACAACAACUAUAUCUAAUUCAAACAAUCCAGUAUGGAAUGAACGUUUUACAUUUAAUAUACACAAAAAUGAGGAUACAAUUCAUUUUGAUGUGUAUGAUGCUGAUCUCGUUGGACGAGAUUCGAUUGGCAAUGGCAAAGUCAAAUUGAAACAUGUGUUCGAUGACAAUCGAUUUGACGAAUGGGUUAAACUUCCAGCGCAUCUCGGUCUAGGCUCACAUGGCGAAAUUCACGUUAUUAUGAAUUUUAUUCCUGGUUAG
Molecule: messenger RNA, 378 nt
Organism: Adineta ricciae
Lineage: Eukaryota; Metazoa; Rotifera; Eurotatoria; Adinetida; Adinetidae
Source: the annotation of a GenBank genome assembly